Molecule: messenger RNA, 1047 nt
Organism: Aspergillus luchuensis
Lineage: Eukaryota; Fungi; Ascomycota; Eurotiomycetes; Eurotiales; Aspergillaceae
Exons: 3
Coding region: 1-1047 (348 amino acids)
Biological process (GO): proteolysis
Molecular function (GO): serine-type carboxypeptidase activity
Source: RefSeq, a predicted model, not a curated record
AUGGUGUACAUUGAUCAGCCUGCUGGAACGGGAUUCUCGCUUGGUCCAUCUACGGUGGUCUCGGAAUUCGAUGUAGCGAGACAGUUUAUGGACUUCUGGAGGCGGUUCAUGAAAACGUUUGAUCUGCAGAAUCGAAAGAUCUAUCUCACCGGCGAGAGUUACGCCGGGCAGUAUAUUCCAUAUAUUGCCUCGCAGAUGCUGGACCAGGAUGAUGAUAAGUAUUUCCGGGUUGCCGGCAUCCAGAUCAACGAUCCCUACAUCAAUGAGGUGUCAGUUUUGCAGGAUGUGCCUGCUCUUGCGACCGUUAACCAGCACCGCUCCCUUUUCCCCUUCAAUGACACCUUCAUGAGCCAAAUCACUCAGCUCUCUGAUGACUGUGGCUACACUUCGUUCCUCGAAGAUGCCCUUACCUUUCCACCUCUUUCCAAAUUGCCAUCAGUGCCCUACAAUGUCAGCUGCAACACCUGGGAAACCAUAAUCAACGCCUCGCUAGCUCUCAACCCAUGCUUCAACCGCUACCAUAUCCCCGACUCCUGUCCAACACCGUGGAACCCAGUCGGGGGUCCUGUCGUCGGCCAGGGUCCAACCAACUACUUUAACCGCAGCGACGUCCAGAAAGCCAUCAACGCUUACCCAACAGACUAUUUCGUCUGCAAGGAUGGAAUCUUCCCGACGGCCGACGGACUGGACACAUCUCCCCCAAGCUCCUUAGGACCGCUGCCGCGCGUCAUCGAACAAACCAACAACACCAUCAUCGCGCACGGCCUGAUGGAUUUUGAGCUCCUGGCGCAGGGAACCCUGAUCAGUAUCCAGAAUAUGACCUGGAACGGGAAGCAGGGGUUCGAGCGGGAGCCAGUGGAGCCGUUGUUCGUGCCGUAUGGUGGACCAUCGGGAGGAGGUGUGCUGGGAACGGCACAUACAGAGCGUGGAUUGACAUUUUCGACAGUGUUCAGUUCAGGACAUGAAAUCCCAGAAUAUGCACCGGGAGCAGCAUAUCGCCAGCUAGAGUUUUUGCUAGGGAGGGUCGCGAAUCUGUCAAUGAGCUGA